Molecule: messenger RNA, 2409 nt
Organism: Helianthus annuus (common sunflower)
Lineage: Eukaryota; Viridiplantae; Streptophyta; Magnoliopsida; Asterales; Asteraceae
Product: KH domain-containing protein HEN4
Exons: 8
Coding region: 217-2139 (640 amino acids)
Biological process (GO): regulation of gene expression
Cellular component (GO): nucleus; cytoplasm
Molecular function (GO): mRNA binding
Source: RefSeq, a predicted model, not a curated record
GACCCCUUAUGGUCCUCACUACAUCACCAACGCUCUGAAACCUUUCACUUCGUCACCACCCUCACCGCCGCAUCGCCACCGUAUCACCACCGCUUCAAAUUCACUCGUUUCGACCGACGAUAAUUUAUCCGAACUUCAAUUCGGUUAACAGUGCGAUCGCAAUCUCUCUCAUUCUUCGUUAUCAUCCCUACGAAAGGGUUUGUUAGCUUUGUUGACAUGUCAUCUCAAUCAGUGCCUGCCAAAAGGCCACAUGACCAGGAUGAUGCAGAACCUAACGGGAAAGGGAAAUUGCAAAAGACCACAUCGCACAAAACGACUCCAAGCAUUGUUUUCCGAAUGCUCUGUCAUGAUGAUAAAAUCGAAAGUGUUAUUGGAAAAGAUGGCAACAACAUAUCGCAAAUAUGCCAGGAAUCUGGUGCAGAAAUAACGGUUGAAGACCCUGUCUCUGGCUGCAGUGAACGAGUGAUUGUUAUUGCAGAAUCCGGGAACGAGAAUGGAAUCUCUGAUGAAAUUAAAAAAAGUAUCGAUGCAGAUGAAGAAAAGAAAGAAAAUCGAGAAACUCAGGAUAAUGAUGUAGGGGAAGAUUCGCAAUCCGAAAAGUCUUCUUCUUUGCAGAAGGGUCUGAUGCUUGUGUUUGAAAAAAUGGUUGAAAAGGAACCAGAAAUUAGUGGAGGAGUUGAAGGUUCUAACAAAGAAACUACCACAUGUGUUGUUAGGUUACUCUUACUUUCUUCUCAAGUGGGCCCACUUUUGGGAAUAUCUGGCAGUGUAAUUAAACAAUUGACGUCUGAAAGCGGGGCCCAAAUUCGGGUUCUUCCUCGAGACAAACUUCCGUCAUGUGCAUUCUCUACCGAUGAAUUGGUUCAGAUUUCCGGAGAAGUAAAUGCGGUUAGAAAAGCACUUCAAUCUGUUUCACAGCAGCUUCUAGACCAUCUGACUGGUGAUGAUUCUUUCACUGCCGAUAAAAGUGGUUCUUUUCAUUCUUUUGGUAGUCGACAAGAUGCAUACCCUCCUUUUCCUCAUGGAGAACCAUUACCUGCAGGGCCUCGUGAUGGAGGAAGUGGUACUUUUGGGGGGCGUUUUGGUCCUUUCACAGACAUGCUAACUUACCGUUUGAUAUGCUCUGAUGAGAAGGUGGGAGGUGUAAUUGGAAAAGGUGGAACUGUUGUGAAGGCACUGAAGCACGAGACUGGAUGUGACAUUAAAGUUCUUGAGAAAAUGCCCGAAUCAGAUGAUCGUGUUAUUGUCAUAUCUGGGCCGGCGCACCCAGAUGAACGGAUAUGUGCUCCCCAAGAUGCGGUUCUUCGUGUACAAACUAGGAUAUUUAAGGCUGCACCUGAGAGCAAGGCGGUGACGGCAAAAGUCAUAGUAUCUGCCCAUCAAAUUGGAUGUAUUCUUGGCAAGGGUGGUGCAGUUAUAUCUGAAAUGAGAAAGUCAACCGGGGCUUAUAUUCGUAUAUUAGGAAAGGAUCAAACUCCGCAGUAUGCUGCUGCAAAUGAAGAAGUAGUUCAGAUAAAUGGUGACUAUGAUGCAGUUCAAGAGGCCCUUAUGCAAAUAACCACAUGUUUGCGGAAUCAUUAUUUUCGAGAUGCAUUUCCCGGUUUCCUAGAUCACGGACCGCCGCCGUUUCCUGCGCCAUACAUGAGAAGGAGGGAACUCUCACCACCUGGAAGGUACCCUCCUUUUAACCGAUUUGAUGCUGGUGGCCCCCCUCCACGUGGUGGGUUUCAUCUUCAUGAUGAUCGACCUCCAUUUAUGCAUGAUCGACCAGACUUCCCCCAUCCAAUGUCUGAAAGAUUGCCACCAUGGGGUUCUCAGGGUUUUGAAGGUGGACCUUUAGGUUUCCCCGAUUUUGGAGGAAGGAGAAUGGGUGGAUUUGGAGGAGGAAACCACCAGACUAUAAUCACAAACACCACCGUGGAAGUAGUUGUGCCUCGUACCGUUGUUCCUGCUAUAUAUGGAGAGGAUGGCGGAUGUCUGAGGCAAAUUCGUGAGAUUUCUGAUGCUAAAAUCAUUGUAAAUGACCCAAAACCUGGAGCAAAAGAAACUCUGAUCAUAAUAUCAGGUACACCUGAGCAGACUCAUGCUGCACAGAGUCUCAUUCAAGCUUUUGUGAUUUGUGAGACUGAAGCUUCUUGAUAAAAUAUGCCCGUAUUGUUUCGUUCAUAAUUUUGAUAAUGGAAAUGUUUUUUUUUUUUUUUCAUAUUUCGUUACGUGGGUGAACGGUUUAGGUUCAGAUACUGCUGAUUCUGGUAUUUGGCAUGUUAGUUAAGCUUAUAAACCUUAUGGUUUUUUUUUUUUUUUUUUGUCAUUAGUUAUUUAUGUUUAGUAUUUAUGUCGGUUCUCUAGCAUUCGAUACAUGUGACUAGAUAUCUGAAUGUUUUCAUGAAUCGUUUUUGGGCAAAAGCA